AAUUGGAAAGAGCUCGCACAACAAGAACUCAACAAAGCUUUGAACCGGAAGCAGAACACCAACAAGGCACGCAACGUCAUUCUAUUUAUAGGCGACGGUAUGGGUGUGUCUACUGUGACAGCUGGUAGGAUACUCCGGGGCCAAACACGUGGAGCUCCAGGCGAGGAAACUAUCCUCGAGUUCGAAAAGUUCCCAAACGUUGGACUAUCAAAGACAUACUCCAAUGACCGACAGACGACAGGAUCGGCUUCCACGGCUACAGCUAUCAUGUGCGGAGAAAAGACGAACUAUCGCUUGAUUGGUUUAAAUGAUCACGCCGUUGCUCGGGACUGUGCAUCUCAGUUCGGCAACGAAAUUCCGUGUGUGUUCGAUUGGUUUCGGGAAGAUGGUCGUUCAGUGGGCGCGGUCACUACAUCAAGAAUCACACAUGCAACGCCUGCAUGUGCGUACGCAAAAUCAGCAACACGUGACUGGGAGGGAGAUGCAAAUAUGGUGGGCGUGACCGGAGGGUGUGUCGACAUUGCCUCCCAACUUGUUUACAACAAUAGUUUUGCAAAGGUGAUGUUAGGCGGGGGACGACGGUAUUUCCUGCCAGCAAAUCAACUUGAUCCUGAAAAUGACAGAGAUGUAAACGGAAACAGUGCCAGACUUCAACGUCUUGAUGGUGUCGAUCUCACACAGAUUUGGAAGGACAAGCACAAAGAUUCUAGGGCGGAGUAUGUCUGGAACAAAUCUCAGUUUGAUGCUAUCGAUGCCUCCAAGACAGACUACAUUCUGGGUCUGUUUGAGCAGGGCCAUAUGCAGCACGAGUUGGACAGAAACAAUGGGUCGAAUGGUGAACCCUCCCUAGCGGAAAUGACGCGGAAGGCUAUCCAAGUUCUUCAAAAGGACGAAAAUGGCUUCUUCCUUAUGGUUGAAGAGGGACGGAUUGAUCACGCUCACCAUGACAACAACGCCAAGAGGUCGCUGUAUUCGGUGUUGGCUCUGGAGGACGCCGUUAAGGUUGCCAUGGAUAUGACAGACGAAAGUGAAACACUUAUCAUUGUUACUGCUGAUCAUUCACACGUCUUUAACAUUGCUGGAUACCAGGAACGAGGCAACGAUAUAUUUGGUGUAGUAAACAAUGUUGGCAAGUCCUACUUAGCAAAGGAUGGUAUACCGUUUACCACUUUACUGUACGGUAAUGGAGCUAGUUACGACUGGGGAAAUAGGACCAACGUGUCUGCUGUGGACACAACUGACAAAGACUACCUCCAGGUGGCAGCAGCUCCGAGGGGCUCAGAAACACACGGCGGGGAGGAUGUAGCCAUCUACGCACGUGGACCGAUGUCACACCUGAUUCACGGCGUUCACGAGCAGCACUAUAUAGCGCACGUAAUGACGUACGCCGCGUGCGUCGCUAACAACAAAUAUAGAUGCAACGAUAUACAACCUGAAGGAUUCAGUGCUAUGGACGUUUGGGGAAACAAGGAUGAUGUGACAUCAGCUAUGGACGUUUGGGGAAACAAGGAUGAUGUGACAUCAGCUAUGGACGUUUGGGGAAACAAGGAUGAUGUGACAUCAGCUAUGGACGUUUGGGGAAACUAG
Ylistrum balloti is the source of this 1587-nucleotide messenger RNA. RefSeq names its product alkaline phosphatase, tissue-nonspecific isozyme-like. Lineage: Eukaryota; Metazoa; Mollusca; Bivalvia; Pectinida; Pectinidae. The transcript is spliced from 10 exons. Bases 100 to 1587 code for a protein of 495 amino acids. Gene Ontology annotation, molecular function: alkaline phosphatase activity. Gene Ontology annotation, biological process: dephosphorylation. The record is from RefSeq and is a predicted model, not a curated record.